GCGUUCUCGUGUUAUUGCGUAUAUAAAGUCUUAACGGGAUGAGGCCAUAGAGUAAGAGCUAAAACAGAUAUUUCAUGAGGAAAAUGAAGAGUGAGUUUUUUACAUUGAUGGCAAUAAUGUCUCUACUCCUAGCCUUCUCGUUAGUCCAUGGAGGAGGAGAGCCUGGAACACCUUCUAAUGCAGCCGUUACCCCAAGUAGUCCAACCGGAGGAUCCAGCGGUUCAAGCGGUUCGGCUCAUGGACCUAAUUGGGGAUAUAGUUGGGGAUGGGGCUCAUCCCCAGGAGGUGGUUAUGGCUAUGGUUCUGGUUCGGGUUCGUCACCAGAUGGAGGAGGAAAAGGGUCUGGAUUCGGGUUUGGUUCGGGUUCAGGUUCAGGAACUGGAUUUGGGUCUGGCUCGGGAGGAGGAGGAGCCACAGACGGUGGUUCUGGCCAUGGAAGUGGGACCGGACACGCUGGUGAAGGCGGUGGCUCAGGCAGUGGAAAUGGUGGAGGAUCUCCAGAUCGUAGAGAGAGGAGCCAACACCGCUAAAAGAAAGCUUUCUUGUUAUUAUUACUACCUUAACACAACCAUACAUGCAUAAGAGGAUAAGACUCAAAGAAGAAAAAAAAAUACCAUAGUAGCAGCUUAAUUAAAUAAUGCAUAAAUAUGGACCAAAGGAAUAAUAAGUAGUUGGGCUUUAAUUACCGAUGUACUUUGUAUCAUAACUAAACGUCUAAACCUAUUAUAAUAUUGUGUUCUUGCGCCAAA
This is a messenger RNA of Arabidopsis lyrata subsp. lyrata, 749 nucleotides long. RefSeq lists its product as uncharacterized. Lineage: Eukaryota; Viridiplantae; Streptophyta; Magnoliopsida; Brassicales; Brassicaceae. The transcript has a single exon. Bases 148 to 582 code for a protein of 144 amino acids. The record is from RefSeq and is a predicted model, not a curated record.